Molecule: messenger RNA, 412 nt
Organism: Acaulospora colombiana
Lineage: Eukaryota; Fungi; Glomeromycota; Glomeromycetes; Diversisporales; Acaulosporaceae
Source: the annotation of a GenBank genome assembly
AUGCGUUCCAAUAUUAAAUUGAUGAACAUCCAACCAAAAGCAAAAAAAAUAAUGGAUGAAAUGAAUGAGGCAAAGAAGCACGCUGAUACAGCCGUGAUGUUUCAAAAAGCUGAUCAAUUGAAACAAUUAUAUAAAGACAAUGAUGCUAGCCCGAUUAGAGGUAUUGUUCUUGCAUUAAUUCAAGCACCAGUAAUGAUUAGUUUUUUUUUGGCAACAAAGAAGAUGGCCGAAUUUCCUGUGGAAAGUUUUAAAAUUGGUGGAGUGUUAUGGUUCACGGACCUCACCAUCCCCGAUCCCUACUAUAUAUUACCUGUUCUAACGACUGCAGGUUUUCUUUCUAUAAUUGAGAUUGGCAACGAAGCCAGUAAAACUAAGAAUACUCAGAUGCAAAGAACGAGAUGGCUUAUUCGCG